Molecule: messenger RNA, 2681 nt
Organism: Drosophila subpulchrella
Lineage: Eukaryota; Metazoa; Arthropoda; Insecta; Diptera; Drosophilidae
Gene: gol
Product: protein goliath
Exons: 9
Coding region: 701-2545 (614 amino acids)
Source: RefSeq, a predicted model, not a curated record
UGCACCGAAUUGGACGUAUCCGUCGGAUGGCUGAUAGAUUGGCCCUCCGUGAGGCGCGUAUCUGCGGAUCUGUACUAAUUCUAAUUGUUCUCUGCCUCGGUUAGUCAGUGGUUUUGUGAAUAAGUUAUUGUAUCGGGACUAACUAAACAGCAGCUUGACAAAGGGUAUAUCUAAAGAGAAGUGCAGGGUCGCAAAAGCGCCUCAGCUAGUGUCUUGAAGAUACAGAGGCAGUCUAAAAAAAGAAUACACAUACCUGAAUUUAUUCCAAUCGCGUUCGCGUAACAAACAAAAAAUAGAUAAGGCAACAACAAUUACACAAAUUAUUACGAAAAUGCGCCAAGAAAAUUAAAAAGUGCAGAUAUAUUUCGAUUGUAUCUGCUGUUUAUUAAUGUUAUACAUGUGUGAGUGGGGGGUACGAACAGCUGUUGGGGCAACAAAAGCGUGAACCUCUUUGAAUAGUCCGAGUGUUGAAUACAUUUCGACAGCAGCCGCAAAACGACAACAAUACAGAAAUUCUCUUAUUUUCGAGUUUCUAAAAAGUCGACAAUUUCGUAUUUCCCCGCCAUUUUUCUCCAGCUCUGAGAAAGGAAAAACAAUUGCACAGCUGAGGGAUUGAAAAUUACGUUGCCAAACCACACUUGCCUAGAGGCAAAUGCGACAUUCUGAUUAGAGCCGAAAACAGCUGAAAUACUCCUGCGUCAUGUAUUUACGAAAAAUGCUCCUACUGGCCUGCCUGGUGCUGCUGUUUGGGGGACUGCCGCAUCUCACAUCGCCCACAACAACCACAACCUUAGUGGCAGCCAUGUCCAUCGCCAAUCAGGACCUGGAACGCUACUUCAGGCCAGGAAACGGAACGCACACCUUCGUCAGCAUGGAGGACCGCAUUGCAGUGGACGUCUACAACUACGCCUUCCUCAACUGGUCGUAUGUGGAGCACGGCAACACCCUGUGCAACAUGGACUUCGCCCAGGAGCAGGCUCGCUACGGGGAGGGAAAGGUGUUGAACGUUACGGGGCGUCUGGUUCACGUCAGCGCCGCGGACAACGCCAGUGACGACUUCGCCUGCACACCGUACAUAAAGGGAACCCUGGGAGCCCCCAUACCAGACAAGGGCGUGACCUGGAUAGCCUUGGUGCGCCGCGGACGCUGCACCUUCGAGGAAAAAGUUAAGCAUGUCUACCAGCAGAACGCCGCCGGUGUCAUUAUAUACAACGACAAACAAGUGAUGCAACUGGAGAAGAUGCAGAUCAAGGGCAAGACAAGAAACAUAGCAGCAGUGAUAACUUAUCAGAAUAUCGGCCAGGACCUGGCCAUUACUGUUGAUAGAGGCUUCAACGUGACCAUCUCGAUCAUCGAGGGAAGACGCGGAGUGCGCACCGUUAGCAGCUUGAACAGAACGUCAGUGCUGUUCGUGUCCAUAUCAUUUAUCGUUUUAAUGAUUAUCUCGCUGGUUUGGCUCAUCUUCUACUACAUCCAGAGGUUCCGUUACAUGCAGGCGAAGGAUCAACAAUCGCGCAAUCUGUGCUCUGUUACCAAGAAGGCCAUCAUGAAGAUACCAACGAAGACGGGUAAAAUUAGCGAUGAAAAGGACUUGGACAGCGACUGCUGUGCCAUAUGCAUCGAGGCCUACAAGCCCACGGACACCAUACGCAUACUGCCAUGCAAGCACGAAUUCCAUAAAAACUGCAUCGAUCCCUGGCUCAUUGAGCACCGAACCUGUCCCAUGUGCAAGCUCGACGUGCUCAAGUUCUACGGAUAUGUGUUUUUAGGCAGCGAGGAGAGUAUCCUGGAAUAUCAGCCGGAUCCCCCGCAGGGACUAACAAUUGUGGAGGCUGGGAACAGCUCUGCAGAGCCUGUAGUUGGAGCAGUACAGACCAGCGCCUUGGCGGAUCUCAUUCGAAGCCGCGACUUUGUAAUCGAUUUUCCGCGAGUCUUUGUCCUGGACAGCGGUAGUGUGGUGGGAGCCCGCGAAAUGCUGUUCCCGACCCGCCUGCCCGAACGCUCGCAGAGCUCCCUGUCGCUGAGGCAAGCCCGCGACUGGAUGAGCCUGAUGAGCAACAAGCUCGAGGAGCAGCAGGGUCUGCGCCGCUUGCGCAAGGAUGAAAUGCAGCAGCAACUUCUUAGUGCGCGAGAGUCGGCUCGCCACCGCCGAUCGCGUUCAGCGGAUGGACGCUACUCAACCGGAUGCUUCGGGGGUCGCCAGCGUCAGCCCUCCGUGCAGGCCUCUGGCCUAACUCAACCACAGCUCCAAGCCGAGGUCGUCCAACUGCGGCGCUCCAGUUCCUCGCGGGCCCUGCAGGAAUUGACGGAUGCCUCCUACGCCCAGUCACGGCAGCGGCAGCGGGAAAGGGACACCUUCGACUUUGCCAGGACGCGGCGACGAUUCAUGAGGCGCGAGAGCGAUGAAAUAUCCUUGCGCUCACUGCCCAGGCGAGGAGGAGCCCCUCCCCUGCAGUUGCAUCGGGAGAGGGAGGCCGACGCAAGCGGUCACGGUGAUCAAAUUACCAUUCAGGUGAAUGGGGAAGGUGUCGACCUCAACGAGUGAUUAAAACUGCUUACGCUUAAAUGAUGAAUAAUUGUGUAAAAAUAUCGUAUCUAAUUUAGAAACUGUUAAAUAAUGUUAAUAGGCUUUUAGGAAUAUAUAUUUGGGAAAUAGUCGAAAAAUAUAAAGUCAUACUUCG